Molecule: messenger RNA, 495 nt
Organism: Zymoseptoria tritici IPO323
Lineage: Eukaryota; Fungi; Ascomycota; Dothideomycetes; Mycosphaerellales; Mycosphaerellaceae
Exons: 2
Coding region: 1-495 (164 amino acids)
Source: RefSeq, a predicted model, not a curated record
AUGUCCUACAACUACCAGAUCGCCAAGGACGCCAUCUCCCAGCCCGAGAAGGACCGCGCCUUCUGCAUCUUUCUAAACACGACCAACGGCGUGACGAACUGGGAGAAGGCCACCACGGACUUCAAGUCUGCCUCGGUGGACAGCAUGAAGGUCUCGUGGCGCAAUACGCUCAAGAAGAUUGAGAAGGCCGGUGGAAAGCUCGACGGCGGCGACACCUCCACCACUCCCGCCACCCCGAAGUCCUCCGCGAAGAAGCGCAAGGUGAAGGAGGAGGACUCUGCCAACGACGGCGAGGACGUCGCUCCAACUACGCCAGCCCCAAAGAAGCAGGGCCGCGGAAAGAAGGCUGCCGCUUCCACCAUCGAGAAGAGCGACGAUGGCGAGUACGUCGAGGCCGGAGUGCCAAAGACGCCGGCCCCGAAGAAGCGUACCGCGCGCAAGACGGUCAUCAAGGCGGAGAACAUGGACGACGUCGAGGGCGCUGACGACGAGUAA